This is a messenger RNA of Trifolium pratense (red clover), 1208 nucleotides long. RefSeq lists its product as uncharacterized. Lineage: Eukaryota; Viridiplantae; Streptophyta; Magnoliopsida; Fabales; Fabaceae. The record is from RefSeq and is a predicted model, not a curated record. The transcript has a single exon. The coding region runs from base 124 to 723 and encodes 199 amino acids.
GAACAACUCAAAUCAAACUCAAACAAACCUCUUAAACAUAUUCUUUAGCUUUAAUCUCCUCUCUCUUUUUCUAGCUACAACACAUAACUAGACACAAUAUUCCUAACUAUACUCAAUUUUUCAAUGGAUUCAUCUCAUAUAUCUUCUUAUGUAAACUUCAGUUGCGAACUGAGAAUAAUACAAGCUCGAAACAUCGAAAUCAUCAAGCCCACGAAAAACUUGUUUACAAGGUUGUAUCUUCCAACAGGAAACAACAAAAGAAUUCAACUCAACAGCAAAAAUGUUUCAAGCAAAUCAGUACCUUUUUGGGACGAGUCUUUUAAUCUAGAUUGUUCUUGCCCCCAAGAAUUCUUAGAAAACCUUAAUCAACAAAGCCUAGUGUUAGAGCUAAGGCAUACAAAGAUAUGGGGGUCACAACUUAUUGGUAAAGGUGAGAUUCCAUGGAAGGUGAUUCUUGAAUCACAAAAUAUGGAGUUGAAAAAAUGGUUGAAAAUGGAUUUGGUGAAUGGAAGUGAUUGCAAAGAGGGUAUGUUCACAAUACCAGAAGUGGAAGUGGAAAUUAAAAUAAGAGUGACUUCAGUUGCUGAGAUGGAAAAACAGAAUAAGAGGAGAUUGAAUAAUUGGAACGAGUGUGGAUGCAAAAAUGGACAUGAUCAUCAAGCUUGGUGCAACACUGAAGACUAUGAUAUAUUUGCCCUUGGAGCAGCUUUGGAGGCUUUUUGAUUUUGAUGCAAGAUUAUGUGAUGCACAUAUGAACUAACAUAGUUAAUUAGUUUAUCAUUAUAAUGGAUUGAUUUUUUUGACAAAAUUAUAAUGGAUUGAUUAUAUACUCUAAAAUGAUUUUGCAAAGGCAUUAAUAUUUUAGUAUUUGAAUAUUUUUUUUUGACAAAAGUAUUUGAAUGUUACUGUACACAGAUUUUGAGUAACAUUUAAAAAACUGUUACCAACAAAUGUUACUCGUAGGUUUAAAUGUGGUAGUGUGACUAUAAUACAUAAUAAUGUAUUGGCAAGUGUAAUAAAUAAAGUAAGGUGGCUUAAAAAUAUUAAAAUAUGACCAGGCUGCGCGUAUUGUGAAUGAAAUUGAAUUUGUUGUAGUCAGUCAUCUUUGCAUCACGCAGUCAGUAUUAUCGAGAUCGAGUUAUUUAUGGUUUUAUCAUGUAACUUGUGUUCCAAAAUCAUGAAUAAAUCAUCAAUUUAGCAACUAAAAA